UCUUUAAUAGCUUGGAAAUUAUUGCUUCAGUGUUGACUAUUCAAGUUUAAUCUUCGUCCUUUCUGUCAUACCACUAGAAAGUUGGACUUGUUCGCUUCCUACAUUAGGCACUUUAGGUAUCAGAUUUAACUUUCUGUGAUCAGAGUCCAAGUAAUGUUGGUUAACAGAUUAGUUUGGAAAUCUCAAGGGCGUUAUAAAAGAAAGGGCAAGCAAGCGAGAAACUUCCAUAAAGAUAAAUUUAUUAAACUUCUUGGUGCUUUAAGAUUUUAAGUGGAUUAAUGAUGUAAGAUUACUUUGAAGUUUAUGGUUCCUAUACUUGGGAAUGUUAUCAGAUGAGGCAAAUUUUUCUACAAUUAAUCAUCUUAAACACUCUUUUCUUGUUUGUUUCUCUUUAGUUAUCCAUGAUUCAGGAGGAGCACUGUAGGGUGUGUUGACAAAUGAUCCAUGGUCUUUUUUUUUUUUUUAAUGUCACCUUGUAGAUAAUCUAAACAUGUGGAAGGUUUUGUUAUUAAUUCAUCUAUAUGAUCAAAAUUCAUGUGCCUCUUUGGUGAUGUCACUUUUAUUCGUGGCAUAGGUGCAUCAAAGGGCUGGCUUUGGUCCAAAGGAAUGGUGAAGUAUUCUGGACAUACACUAAUUUCUUCUCUUACUCCUUUUUGUUGUGUCCUGAAAAACCAUGGCAGAUUGUCAUCAAGUCUGUUUUAUGGAAGUUCAACAAAGUCAAGGGUGUACCAUUACUGUAAGAGGAGCCACUUACAUACUGAAACUAUAAUGGUUUCUCUGCGUUAUCACCCUUCUUGGUUCAGUGUGGCACCAAUGAUGGAUUGGACAGAUAAUCACUUUAGGACUUUAGCACGGCUCAUCUCAAAACAUGCAUGGUUAUACACAGAAAUGAUUGCUGCAGAGACAAUUGUCUUUCAGAAAGGAGAUUUGAACCGAUUCUUGGCAUAUGGUCCAGAGCAACAUCCAAUAGUACUUCAGAUUGGGGGAAGUAAUUUGGAUAACCUCGCAAAAGCAACUCAACUUGCAGAUCCCUAUGGCUACGAUGAAAUCAAUUUCAAUUGUGGUUGUCCUAGCCCAAGGGUAGCUGGACAUGGCUGUUUUGGCGUGCGUCUUAUGCUGGAUCCAAAGUUUGUUGCUGAGGCCAUGUCAGUUAUAGCUGCAAACACUGAUGUACCUGUGAGUGUCAAAUGCCGAAUCGGUGUUGAUGACCAUGACUCAUAUUAUGAGCUCUGUGAUUUCAUAUACAAGGUUUCAUCGCAAUCACCUACUAGGCAUUUCAUUAUACACUCCCGAAAAGCAUUACUUAAUGGACUCACCCCAGCUGAAAAUAGGAAAAUUCCUCCCCUGAAAUACGAAUACUAUUAUGCUUUGUUGCGUGAUUUUCCCGAUCUACAGUUUACAAUAAAUGGAGGUAUACAAACCAUAGAUGAAAUUAUGAAGUCAUGGUUCAUGGAAAUUUCAUUGAGGCCACAUCAGGUAAAUGCAGCAAGAACAGAAGGUGCUCAUGGUGUUAUGCUUGGACGUGCAGCCUAUAGCAAUCCAUGGCAAACAUUGGGACAUGUAGACAGUUUAGUAUAUGGUGCACCUCGAAGUGAUCUAACCAGGCGUCAGGUCCUUGAGCAGUACCAGAUAUAUGGUGAUUCAGUCCUUGGCAAAUAUGGGCAAAAACCAAAUGUUCGGGAUGUUGUUAAGCCUUUGCUUGGUCUUUUUCAUUCUGAGCCUGGAAAUGCCUUAUGGAAACGCAAUGUUGACUCUGCUUUUCAACAUUGCACGACUAUAAAAUCCCUUUUGGAGGAGACACUGGUGGCAAUUCCUGACUUUGUUCUGGAUUCACCUGUUGGUGUGGCACCAUCUGGUUGCACAGAAGCUUUUGCCAAUUCAAAAAGUUUAUUACCUCCUCCAUAUAUAACCACGGAAAAAGAGAUCAUGUAUGCCUAACUUUAAAUGCAUGCAAAACUUCUGAUGUUCGCUAUGUAUUGCAAAGAUAUUCAGUAGUUUCUAUUCUUUGGGAUAUAAAUUGGAUGUCCCGUGUAAAAUCAGGAAAUUUCUUUUUAGGAUACAAGUAGGCUGAAAGGGCUUACAUGCAGAUAGGAUGAAAGGGCUUACAUGCAGACUCUUAGCUACCACUGUUCAGACUAACAAUGUUCUGAGUUAAAGAUUCUACUAAGUUAUUUAUAGAUUUAGGUUCCUUCUCAAGUGCACCAAUCUAUGCCUGUGGCAGAUAUUUUACCUAUAGACUCCUUAUGGUGCCCAUUCAAGUUUCCUGUAGUACUCGUAUUUCUGAAUUGGUACUAUUCAACAUGUGUUGAUUCGCCAGUUAUGAAUUUCAGAGAGAUUUGAACGA
Coffea arabica (coffee) is the source of this 2344-nucleotide messenger RNA. NCBI's taxonomy places the organism in Eukaryota, Viridiplantae, Streptophyta, Magnoliopsida, Gentianales, Rubiaceae. The record is from RefSeq and is a predicted model, not a curated record.